AUGGAAUCCCUAGCCGCCACCUCCGUGUUCUCGCCCUCCCGCGCCGCCGUCCCGGCGGCGGGGGCCCGGGUUAGGGCGGGGACGGUGGUAUCAGCCAGGCGGAGAAGCAGCAGCAGGAGCGGAACCAUCGGGGUGAAGUGCUCUACCGUGACGCCGCAGGCGAGCUCAGUGGUUAGCAGGAGCGCGGUGGCGGCAAAGGCGGCGGAGGAGGACAAGAGGCGGUUCUUCGAGGCGGCGGCGCCGGGGAGCGGGAAGGGGAACCUGGUGCCCAUGUGGGAGUGCAUCGUGUCGGACCAUCUCACCCCCGUGCUCGCCUACCGCUGCCUCGUCCCCGAGGACAACGUCGAUGCCCCCAGCUUCCUCUUCGAGUCCGUCGAGCAGGGGCCCCAAGGCACCACCAACGUCGGCCGCUACAGCAUGGUGGGAGCCCACCCGGUGAUGGAGAUAGUGGCCAAAGAGCACAAGGUUACGAUCAUGGACCACGAGAAGGGCCAAGUGACGGAGCAGGUAGUGGACGACCCGAUGCAGGUCCCCAGGAGCAUGAUGGAGGGAUGGCACCCACAGCAGAUCGACGAGCUCCCUGAAUCCUUCUCUGGUGGAUGGGUUGGGUUCUUUUCCUAUGAUACGGUUCGGUAUGUUGAGAAGAAGAAGCUACCGUUCUCUGGUGCUCCUCAGGACGAUAGGAACCUUCCUGAUGUGCACUUGGGACUCUAUGAUGAUGUUCUAGUCUUCGACAAUGUUGAGAAGAAAGUAUAUGUUAUCCAUUGGGUCAAUGUGGACCGGCAUGCAUCUGUUGAGGAAGCAUACCAAGAUGGCAGGUCCCGUCUGAACCUGUUGCUAUCUAAAGUGCACAAUUCCAAUGUCCCCACACUCUCUCCUGGAUUUGUGAAGCUGCACACUCGCCAGUUUGGUGCACCUUUGAACAAGUCAACCAUGACAAGUGAUGAGUAUAAGAAUGCUGUAAUGCAGGCUAAGGAACAUAUUAUGGCUGGGGAUAUCUUCCAGAUUGUUUUAAGCCAGAGGUUUGAGAGACGAACAUAUGCCAACCCAUUCGAGGUUUAUCGAGCCUUGCGAAUUGUGAACCCUAGCCCAUACAUGGCGUAUGUACAGGCAAGAGGAUGUGUGUUGGUUGCAUCUAGUCCUGAAAUUCUUACACGAGUCAGUAAGGGGAAAAUUAUUAAUCGACCACUUGCUGGAACUGUUCGAAGGGGCAAAACAGAGAAGGAAGAUCAAAUGCAAGAGCAACAACUAUUAAGUGAUGAAAAACAGUGUGCCGAGCACAUAAUGCUUGUAGACUUAGGAAGGAAUGAUGUUGGCAAGGUCUCCAAACCUGGAUCAGUAAAGGUGGAGAAGUUGAUGAACAUUGAGCGAUACUCCCAUGUUAUGCACAUCAGCUCAACGGUCAGUGGACAGUUGGAUGAUCAUCUCCAGAGCUGGGAUGCCCUGAGAGCUGCAUUGCCUGUUGGAACAGUCAGUGGUGCUCCAAAGGUAAAAGCCAUGGAGUUGAUAGAUAAGUUGGAAGUUACAAGGCGAGGACCAUAUAGUGGUGGUCUAGGAGGAAUAUCGUUUGAUGGCGAUAUGCAAAUUGCACUUUCUCUGCGCACCAUGGUAUUCUCAACAGCGCCAAGCCACAACACGAUGUACUCAUACAAAGAUGCAGAUAGGCGCCGGGAGUGGGUUGCUCAUCUCCAGGCUGGUGCAGGCAUUGUUGCCGACAGUAGCCCAGAUGAUGAACAACGUGAAUGCGAGAAUAAGGCUGCAGCACUAGCUCGGGCCAUCGAUCUUGCAGAGUCAGCUUUUGUAGACAAAGAAUAG
Molecule: messenger RNA, 1815 nt
Organism: Miscanthus lutarioriparius
Lineage: Eukaryota; Viridiplantae; Streptophyta; Magnoliopsida; Poales; Poaceae
Source: the annotation of a GenBank genome assembly